GUAACUAUUCAUAUGAAUAUUCAACUAAAAACGCCACAAUGAAACGUCCUCGAAACACACCGUGGUGUAAUGAUGUCAUUUUGUCGUUCAUUGCCUGCAAGUGAGGUGAUCAACAUACGGUCUGGCUACAAAGAACAUAUAUUACUCUGACGUUACCAACAAUGUCGUCUGAAUUCAGACCAACUUCUCAUCAUGAAUCCUGUGAAAUCUUCUGUACUCCCGAUGGACAAGAUAUCCUGGAUGAAAACAGUCAUACUGAGCACGAAUCCAUUGACGAAACUAAAUCUACUACCGAUAGUUAUGCUCGCACUGACCACGACAAUCCUGCGUCUGUUGAAUAUCACUACAUUGACGACGUCAACCCAGCCUCUGCCUAUCAACAGCUGACAGAAGAACGCGAGUCGAAAGCUGAUGAUGACUAUGAAUGCAUUUCUGACACCAACCCUGCGUAUGAUUACCUUGAAGCAAUAAACGAGCCACGUACGGUUACCGGUUUGAUUUUGACGGUGAUGAAGGCAGAUUAUCAAAAAUUCCCUGUGACCAACGCUUCGUCAUCGAAACACCAUCGUCGAGCACGGCGAAGCAGACGACAAACACAAAGUCUAAAGAUGUCCAAGGAAUCUGGUGAAGAAACCAUCCCUACUCCUGAAGGACAAGAGAUGCUGCAAGUAAACAAACCUGCUGAGCACGAAUCCAUUGGCGACAGGUCUACUGCCGGUAGUUACGCUAGCACUGACCACGACAACCCAGGUUCUGUUGAAUAUCACUCCACUGACGACGUCAACCCAGCUCCUCCCGAUCACCACGGGACUGAAGAAAGCAAAUCGGACUCUGAUGAUGGCUAUGACUGCAUUGCUGACAUUAACCCUGCGUAUGACUACAUUGAAGCAAUAAACGAGCCACGUACGAUGUCACUGAGAGAAGCGGCAUCUGGAAGGAUCAUGAUUGUCGGUCUGAUAAUAAACCUCAUUGCCGGCGCCUUCUCUGUCUUCUGCAUAAGAAGAGCUGACCGGGAAGUGGCCAGCGUCAGUUUUCGACUGGCCACUGCAGUGGCUGCUGUCUGCUGUGUGCCGCUUAUGAUCAAAUAUGAUCUCAGGAAGGUGGCCAUUGCCGGAAGUGUCGGUCUCAUCUGUUUUUGUACACUGCUGACAGUGUCACUGGCAACUGGAAUUGAUGCCCUAAUUGUUCCAGAAAGUAUCAUUGGGGGUACUGCAUACGGCCUUUUGGGUACAGCUGGAUUUGUAGGCACCAUCCUCCUCCUCCCUGGCCGCCUUGCUCUCGCUGUCUUCAUCAGUUACGUCGGAUGCGUCAUUGGAAACAUCAUCGGCAUCACUAUCAGCUAUAAAGUUGAUCCCUUGAAGUCUCCGUAUGCUUUGUGGACACUGCCUGCGCUUGGUCUGUUGUGUUGCAAGUUCCUUUCACACUACGAGAGAACAGGAAAUAUAACCAAUGUUUUGAGACAUUCUUCAUUUUAUGUCACGUUGAUAAUGAGAACGUCAGUCUCUAUUGGAUUGGCAAUCAUCCCAUCGCUGAUCAAAACUGUGUCCAUUGCAGAAACACAAUAUUUUCUGUUCCUUGUCCUCUUUGGAAGUCAAGUAAUGUACAUGGUUAUUUUGGUAAUGGGUGUCAGGUUUUGGAGAGAAAACCUGCGGAAUCCUAGCCCAACACCUUUGGGAAUGGUCGUCCUGAUGAUCGGACUUGGCACCUUGAUCCAUCAGGUUGUAACUAUGAACGUGUGGAUUGUGGGAGUCUAUAUGGCCUUGCUUGGGAUAGUAUUGGCAUACUCUCACGUAAUGAUGCCGCUGGUCAUGCUGCAUGCUACGGGCACUGCCAACUGCAGACAGACCAUUCCUGUCUUGAGAUGCUGUGACGAAGUUGGUAUAAUGCUGGGUGUCGUCGUUCUCGAUAGAGAGACAUUUUGGACACAGAAUGGAGCCUUGUACUUUGCCGGAGGGAUUCUCGUCGUGUCCGGGGUCGGCAUCCUACUGGCGAGAGGCUACUUGAGACGCCCGCCUCCUCUGACAGAUGAGGCUUUAUCAAUAGUUGGCUAAAACACGGGAUAGUCGCGGGUAUUAUUCUACAUGUACAUAGAGAUCAAUUAGCAGCAUGUGUGUAUGGCGACUAUCUCAUAACUAUCGAAUGUUGUCAACAAAGCUGUCUUCACAUACAAUUUGGAUAUAAUUUCUUUCGUUUGAGGGACGAAUUAGAACGAAAUUAUUUUCUACUAACGUCGGAAAGCACAACAAAGGGGGGCAACCCCGCUUUUAAUUUCGAAAAAAAAUCUUUAUUUCUGUUGAAAUUACCACCAAAGACAAUAAAUAGAUCUUAAUUGUGCACCCCCCCUUUUCAUAAAAGCUGUAUCCGCCCAUGGGUAUACAAGUAAAGGCGCGAAGCUGAAACUUCAUUCUGAGGUGCAGUGCACGCGGAGCUGGCUAUAUUAAACAUGUUCAGUUAUGUAUGAUGCCGGUUGAAGUACAAAUCGGGUGAAUCGUUACGUGUUUUUUUUAUGUGUGUAGUGGCUGCUGCUGUCCAUAUGAUGAUCGGGAUGUUAUGGGUUGUUUGCAAGUUGUGUUGGCGAGCCAUGAUAAUACAUUGUGAGAUGGAUUGGUAUCCAUAGUUGAAAUCUCGAACACUCCAGUUGUGAGAGGAUGGAUUUGGGAUAUACACUGAUGAGUAUAUGCGCUGACGAGCCAUUAGAACAUGUGAUUGGGCGUCGAUGCCUGUGAUUAUUAUAUACGUUGGAAAUGUGAGGCAUCGAGUUUAUAUUCAUGUGAAUCACGAUGUGUAGAUGGUCAUGAUGCUGUUGAUGUUCGUGAUGCGGACGAUGUUGAUGAUAAUGUGGAUUUAUGUUGAAGAAUAAACUGCGGUCACUCAGUGCACCGCACAGUG
Molecule: messenger RNA, 2889 nt
Organism: Haliotis rufescens (red abalone)
Lineage: Eukaryota; Metazoa; Mollusca; Gastropoda; Lepetellida; Haliotidae
Exons: 9
Coding region: 162-2051 (629 amino acids)
Source: RefSeq, a predicted model, not a curated record